This is a messenger RNA of Daldinia vernicosa, 2005 nucleotides long. RefSeq names its product Sodium/hydrogen exchanger family-domain-containing protein. The transcript has a single exon. The coding region runs from base 47 to 1948 and encodes 633 amino acids. The record is from RefSeq and is a predicted model, not a curated record. Gene Ontology annotation, molecular function: antiporter activity. NCBI's taxonomy places the organism in Eukaryota, Fungi, Ascomycota, Sordariomycetes, Xylariales, Hypoxylaceae. Gene Ontology annotation, cellular component: membrane. Gene Ontology annotation, biological process: proton transmembrane transport.
AGUAUAACUUCAAGAUAGACAUAUAUGUACCCUUCUCCCCGGCAAUAUGCCGUCCUUACCGUACCACGAACCUUCCAUCAUCCAGCUACUCACCCUAUCCACCUUCCUCCUCGCGCUCAACGCCAUCAACGCCGUCCUCGACCGCGCGCUGUACUGCGGGCUCGUGGGACAGGUCCUAAUCGGCGUGGUGUGGGGCGCGCCGGGCGGUAACUGGUUGGCGGCCGAGCUCCAACUGGCUAUCGUGCAGCUCGGGUAUAUAGGCCUGGUACUGCUUGUGUUCGAGGGGGGCGUGACAACGCGCGUCGAUGCGGUACGAAGGAACAUGGGGCUGAGCGCGGGGGUCGCGGCCACGGGGGUCGCGGCGCCGAUGGCGUUCGGGUUUGCGGUGCUGGGGGCGCUGGGGGGCGCGGAUGCGAAGAUGGGGUUUGCGGCGGGGGCGGCGCUGUGCGUGACUAGUCUUGGCACGACGUUUGCGGUCCUGGAGACGAGCGGGUUGACGGAUACUAGGGUGGGCACGGUGUUGGGGACUGCGGCGAUGAUGGAUGAUGUGUUGGGGUUGGUUCUGGCGGAGAUUGUGUCGAGUAUGGGUGGGGAGGAGAGUAUGGAUAUUGGGAAUACGGUGCUUAGGCCGGUGUUGGUCUCGCUUGCGUUUGCGGCGGCGGUGCCGGUUGUUUGUCGGUUUGUGCUGAGGCCUUUUGUUAUUCCGGUGGUGAGGAGGGCUAGAACUAGGGAUGGGGAUGGGGAUGGAGAGACGGGUCGGACGGGGUGGUGGCGAUGGGAUUUCUUGGAUUCGAAGCAGGUCGCCUUCGUGGUACAGACGGUGCUCCUAAUCGCCCUCGUCGUGGGCGCUAGUUUUGCGGGCGCGUCUGUGCUUCUUGCUGCGUAUCUUGCUGGCAUCACGAUCAGUUGGUGGGAAGAUACUCUAAGCAGCAGUGACAGCGACAGCUUAGCCGACGAGCAAAGACCAAGAAGUCACCAUGCUGCAUCUUCUCAAGAGCAGCAAAGAGCCGAACCUCAGAGAGAGGGUUCGGAGCUUUCGCAGACGUCAGAAGAACCUACGGUGCAAGCAGCCGAUAAUAGCAGCAAUGCUUCGAUUACAUCUCAGGCACCAGCUUCCAGGGAAUGCCAACAGCAAAAGCCAGAGCACAAUGCCCACGAUGCCCUUGAUAUCUACGAAACUUACUAUUCGCAAGCAGUCACUCGAAUCCUAAAGCCCUUCUUCUUCGCUUCUAUCGGCUUUUCGAUCCCUAUCUCUGAGAUGUUCUCAGGAGAAGUGAUAUGGCGCGGGGUUAUCUACGGCAUACUCAUGGCAAUUGGCAAGAUGAUGUGCGGCCUAUGGCUGGUGCGAUUUCCCCUCUCCCUCUCCACCAGCGGACUCGUAAGAGCCUUCGUCUCAUUCUUCUCGUCUCGGUAUCGAGCCCUUUUCUCGAGGUUUCGCCACCCGCGAAAGGCGAAUAGCUCGCCUCCAGCAAAAACUACAGUGCCUACGGAAGGAGUCGAGCUUGAGCCAGUUGCUGUCACCACUCCCCAAUCUAUUAGGGAUGGAAAGUCAGAGGGCGUCGUGGAUCCAUCAGGGGAAAUGCUACAGCGACGAGAAUCCCAAGCCGGAAAAGACAGCGGCUUACAAGAGACUGCUACGCCAGCAAAGCCACUCUCGCUCUAUCCAGCUGCUAUAGUGUCAUCCGCGAUGGUGGCUAGGGGUGAGAUCGGAUUCUUAAUAUCAGCCGUAGCGGAGAGCAAUGGUGUUUUCCGGCGGCCUUCAGACAGCGGCAAAGAAGGCGCUUCUGAGCUCUUCCUCAUUGUUACGUGGGCUAUCGUUUUGUGCACUAUUUUCGGGCCGAUAUGCGUCGGGAUGCUCGUCGGGAGAGUAAAAAAGCUCGAGGCGCGGGCUGCGAAGGCCGGAGAGAGGGGCACGAAGAAUGUGCUUGGGGUUUGGGGUGUACAGUAAGUGUGUUAGUAUUAGCUACAGUAGACAGCUACAAUAGACAGAAAGGUAGUCCAUGGC